AUGAUUUAUACUGAAGAGUUGGAAAAUGAAGAAGAUAAAGAUAUGGUUAUGUUACAUUUAGUCAGAAGAAACAACAAGAGCUUUUAUGACUUAGCUAAGAUAUAUAAAUCUGACAGAAACUGGUUCUAUCGUGAAAACUUACCGAUUUCAAUGACACCGAAUGAGCAAAUAAAGGAAAUUGUCAAAAAUACUCUUCCUCAAACACACUAUGACAUCAAAGGUUGCACAAUACUUACAUUCAAAGAAGACUUAACAUUACUGAAGGAAAAAAUAACAGAAUAUUUCGAUAACUUCAAAGAGGAAGAAUGA
This is a messenger RNA of Trichomonas vaginalis G3, 309 nucleotides long. RefSeq lists its product as uncharacterized. The coding region runs from base 1 to 309 and encodes 102 amino acids. Lineage: Eukaryota; Parabasalia; Trichomonadida; Trichomonadidae. The transcript has a single exon. The record is from RefSeq and is a predicted model, not a curated record.